Pteropus alecto (black flying fox) is the source of this 2876-nucleotide messenger RNA. It is a transcript of the gene ZNF768, whose product is annotated as zinc finger protein 768. The record is from RefSeq and is a predicted model, not a curated record. Gene Ontology annotation, molecular function: DNA binding. Lineage: Eukaryota; Metazoa; Chordata; Mammalia; Chiroptera; Pteropodidae. Gene Ontology annotation, biological process: transcription by RNA polymerase II. Bases 737 to 2359 code for a protein of 540 amino acids. The transcript has 3 exons.
CGCGUUUCCUGGCGACCAUUAACGCUUAGCAGUUGGAGUAGUGGGAGGUGGCGGGACGGUGAGCACAGGAGCUUCACCCGCCAAUUGCCGAGCUCUCUAGGAGUCCCUGACAGACGCAGAGCCCGGGAGAAGGACAGAUAGGCCCUCCGGACGGAAGGAAACCUGGGACAUAGGCACAGAAACUGCCCCAGCGUCUCUCGCCGGCUCCAGGACGCCCCGUCCUCCACCUCAACGAGGGGGCCUUCCAGCCCAGGGUUAAUGCCAACGAGUUUCCACCUCCAGCCGCUCCUAGAGAGGCCGCAGCGCUAGCCAACGGGGGAAACUGGCCGCGGACGGACACUUCCUGUGCGGGGGGAGGGGGUCGGACAACCGCAGCCCAGCCGGGGGCUGGGAGGCCAGACUGCGGGGUCUCGGGUGGGAAGAGGUCUCUGAAGGCGGUAGGACGCGUCGUGAAGCCCCUCGUCUCCGAGGCCACGACGCGUGGGGACCUGUGAGGGCCCCAGGGCAAGCCGAGACCUUGUGGGUGGUGGAGGGGCCGCGGGGAGGGGAGGGGCUCGGCCGGCCCUAGAGGCCCAGGGUCAAGACGUCCGGCCUUGGGGGCCCGGGCUGGGCAGCCGGGUCUCCGGGGCGGCGCUGAGUGGGCGGGCAGCGAGGGCCCUGGUCUCAGGGCGCUCAGGCCGGGUUUCAGGAUCAUCCGCCAUCGCCACUGCUGCCGCCGCACUGGGAGCCUGCGGGGAUGGAACGGGAGGCGUCGCCGUGGGGCCUUGAGCCCCGGGAUGUGCAAAGUCCUGACGAAAUAGGGAGCCCCGAAGGGUCCCUCAAAGGCAACAUCAGUGAGAAUGAGGAAGAGGACAUUUCUCAGCAAGAAUGCACUGGGGACUAUGAGGUCGAAGAAAUACCUUUUGGGCUUGAACCCCAGAGCCCUGGGUUUGAGCCACAAAGCCCAGAGUUUGUACCCCAAAGCCCCAGGUUUGAGCCUGAAAGCCCAGGUUUUGAGUCCCGAAGCCCUGGGUUUGUGCCCCCAAGCCCUGAAUUCGCACCCAGAAGCCCAGAAUCAGAUUCUCAGAGCCCUGAGUUUGAACCACAAAGUCCUAGAUAUGAGCCCCAAAGCCCUGGGUAUGAACCCAAGAGCCCUGGGUGUGAACCCCGGAGCCCUGGAUAUGAAUCUCAGAGCUCCAGCUAUGAACCCCAGAACCCUGAGUUCAAAACCCAAAGCCCUGAAUUUGAAGCUCAGAGUUCCAAAUUCCAGGAAGGAGCAGAGAUGCUUCACAGUCCUGAGGGAAAGAAUCCUUUGAGCAUCCCCUUGGGAGCCCAUCCCUUGGACUCCUUCACCCAGGGGUUUGGUGAGCAACCCACAGGGGGCCUGCCCCUUGGGCCACCUUUUGAGGUGCCUACGGAGGCCCUGCUGGCUACACCCCAGUUUGAGAUGCUCCAAAAUCCUCUGGGCCUGACGGGUACCCUGCGGGGUCCAGGCCGAAGGGGUGGCCGGGCCAGGGGUGGGCAGGGCCCUCGGCCUAAUAUCUGCGGCAUCUGUGGAAAGAGCUUUGGGCGGGGCUCCACCCUGAUCCAGCACCAGCGUAUCCAUACAGGUGAAAAGCCCUAUAAAUGUGAGGUCUGUAGCAAGGCCUUCUCCCAGAGCUCUGACCUCAUCAAACACCAGCGCACCCACACGGGUGAGCGGCCCUACAAGUGUCCCCGUUGUGGCAAGGCCUUCGCUGACAGCUCUUACCUGCUUCGCCACCAGCGCACCCACUCUGGUCAGAAGCCCUACAAGUGCCCGCACUGCGGCAAGGCCUUUGGUGACAGCUCCUACCUCCUGCGGCACCAGCGUACCCACAGCCAUGAGCGGCCCUACAGCUGCCCCGAGUGUGGCAAAUGCUACAGCCAGAACUCAUCCCUGCGUAGUCACCAGAGGGUGCACACUGGGCAAAGGCCCUUCAGCUGUGGCAUCUGUGGCAAGAGCUUCUCCCAGCGCUCGGCACUUAUCCCCCAUGCUCGCAGCCAUGCCCGUGAGAAGCCCUUUAAGUGUCCUGAGUGUGGCAAGCGCUUUGGCCAGAGCUCUGUGCUGGCCAUCCAUGCCCGCACCCACCUGCCAGGCCGCACCUACAGCUGCCCUGACUGCGGCAAGACCUUCAACCGCUCCUCCACUCUGAUUCAGCACCAGCGCUCCCACACAGGCGAGCGGCCCUACAGGUGCGCUGUGUGUGGCAAGGGCUUCUGCCGCUCUUCAACGUUGCUGCAGCAUCAUCGGGUUCACAGCGGGGAGAGACCCUACAAGUGCGAUGACUGUGGCAAGGCCUUCUCACAGAGUUCUGACCUCAUCCGUCACCAGCGGACCCACGCUGCCGGCAGGCGCUGACCUGGGGUGCUGUCAGGGGCAGGGCGGUGGUGGGCAGAAGAGGAGGGGACAGGGAGCUAGAGAAAUCUUUAGAAUAGUGGAAAAGCUGGAGGAGAAAGGAAGAGUUGAGGGUUAUAGGAAAAGGGGGCCAGGGUGGAGGAAGUUACAUGCCCUGGAGACUUAUGGGAAAUGGGUAAUGAAGAGGGGUUGGAGGGAGGCCAAACAGGCAGCAGGAGGCUCUGGGAGAAUCCAGAAAGAGGUCAACAGAAAGCUGGCCUCAGCAGCAGCAUGCCCCUUGGUGGGUGCUAGAUGGGGGUGGGGGGAGGGAGGGGUUGGGUUCCUAAAUUAGAGUAGGGUAGCCUAGAUUGGUAGCUACUGAGACCCUUGUUCAGUCAGGAAGGGGUGAAGGCAGGUGGGAUGGGGAGUAAAGCCCAGAGUGGGGCCUACGCCUCGGAGUGCAAACCCUAGCCUCCCUUGUCUUCUCAGGCUUUGGAGCCCCUGAAUUUGAGUUCAAUAAAAACCUUUAUGUGGUAAAAGA